UUAUCCAAACACAAUUAUAACACAAUUAUCCGUAGACCCAAAGACCCACCUUCUUCUUUCUUACUCUUCUCUCUCCUCACACGUGCAUAAAUCCUUCUGAGUUAUGUCUUCCUCGUACACAAACAUCUCUCUCUUUAUUGCGUCUCCACCCUCUAAAACCCAACACAUCCCUUUCUCUCGUCUCUCGUUAUUGCGUCUCCACCACCAAACCCAACGCAUCUCCCUCUCUACUCUCUCCUCUUUCGUUGUUGGGUCUAUACCCCCAAACCCAACACAUCUCCUUCUCUCAUCUUUCGUCUCUUGUUACUGUGUUUCUACCGUAAACCCAACAUAUCUCCCUCUCUGCGCUCUCCUUUCUCGUCACUGCGUCUCCGCCCUCAAACCCAACACAAACUCAGCGAUGUAGUUCCUAACCAAGCCCAGUGAGGUGAU
Messenger RNA from Ilex paraguariensis (yerba mate), 432 nucleotides. NCBI's taxonomy places the organism in Eukaryota, Viridiplantae, Streptophyta, Magnoliopsida, Aquifoliales, Aquifoliaceae. The record is from the annotation of a GenBank genome assembly.